This is a messenger RNA of Alosa sapidissima (American shad), 480 nucleotides long. RefSeq names its product ribosomal protein L34 (gene rpl34). The transcript has 5 exons. The record is from RefSeq and is a predicted model, not a curated record. Gene Ontology annotation, biological process: translation. The coding region runs from base 87 to 440 and encodes 117 amino acids. Gene Ontology annotation, molecular function: structural constituent of ribosome. Gene Ontology annotation, cellular component: ribosome. Lineage: Eukaryota; Metazoa; Chordata; Actinopteri; Clupeiformes; Clupeidae.
AAUACUUCCUCUGUCGUGGGGUUUUCAACUUUCAACUCUCGCGCUAAUUUCUUCCUCUUCCGUUUGCGGCGAUUGCAGACACAAACAUGGUGCAGCGCCUGACUUACCGUCGUAGGUUGUCCUACAACACCGCCUCAAACAAGACUCGGCUGUCCCGGACACCAGGCAACCGCAUUGUUUAUCUGUACACCAAGAAAACAGGCAAGGCCCCCAAGUCAGCAUGUGGCAUCUGCCCAGGAAGACUGCGUGGUGUCCGGGCUGUUAGGCCGCAGGUUCUGAUGAGGCUCUCCAAGACCAAGAAGCACGUCAACAGAGCUUAUGGUGGUUCCAUGUGCGCAAAGUGUGUGCGUGACAGGAUCAAGCGUGCCUUCCUCAUUGAGGAGCAGAAGAUCGUCGUCAAAGUGCUCAAGGCACAGGCACAGAGCCAGAAGUCAAAGUAAAUGUCUAUUUGUACUGCUGCAAUAAAAUGUGGGAACCAUA